Cylicostephanus goldi is the source of this 243-nucleotide messenger RNA. The record is from the annotation of a GenBank genome assembly. Lineage: Eukaryota; Metazoa; Nematoda; Chromadorea; Rhabditida; Strongylidae.
AUGCACAUAAUUCAUCCGGCAGCAAGCCGUAAAUACCGCCCAGUCCUGCUUGCUGCAAGUGGUGCACCGUUUCGCGUACGCGAGCGACGAACUGGGGACGAGUUCCUGGCACAGCUGAAACCACUGAAUGAUGCGCUACAAAGGGACGUUGACAUGUACAAUUGUGUGGAUCACGAGAAUAUUGUGAGAUUCCACGAAGUGAUCAAAGAUGAUGAUCUCGCAUUGAUCGUCUACGAAGAGUGA